Messenger RNA from Athene cunicularia (burrowing owl), 1026 nucleotides. Its product is annotated as B-cell lymphoma/leukemia 11B-like. Gene Ontology annotation, cellular component: nucleus. Gene Ontology annotation, molecular function: RNA polymerase II cis-regulatory region sequence-specific DNA binding; DNA-binding transcription factor activity. The coding region runs from base 1 to 1026 and encodes 341 amino acids. Gene Ontology annotation, biological process: positive regulation of transcription by RNA polymerase II. NCBI's taxonomy places the organism in Eukaryota, Metazoa, Chordata, Aves, Strigiformes, Strigidae. The record is from RefSeq and is a predicted model, not a curated record. The transcript has 5 exons.
AUGAGAGAGUCUCUGUGCGUGUGUGUGGGGAAACCCACGGAGAUCCGUUUGUUUGUUCCAGUGGACGUAAAAACACAUAGCGAGGAAGCUGGAGUUCUAGGUGAAGCAGAGGCUGACCAUGUGGAACCGGCACUCGCCGACGAGGAUGAGAGCCUGGCAAUAGCAGAGCCGGGUGGCAUCAGCAUCGCCGCAGGCGGGACAGACCCCGACUUGUUAACCUGUGGACAGUGUCAGAUGAACUUCCCGCUGGGAGACAUCUUGGUUUUUAUAGAGCACAAGAGAAAACAGUGCAAUGGCACUGGUGGUGCCUGCUAUGAAAAGAGCAUGGAUAAGAGCAGCCCUCCCCCCUCCUCACGCGCCGAGCUCAGGAAAGUGUCAGAGCCAGUGGAAAUCGGGAUCCAAGUCACACCCGAUGAAGAAGACCGUCUUCUCACGCCUACAAAAGGAAUUUGCCCCAAGCAGGAGAACAUUGCAGGGCCGUCCAGGCCUGCAAACCUGCCGGGGGCUCCCAUAGCUGCCUCCUCCCACCCUCACACAUCCGUGAUCACGUCACCUCUCCGCGCACUGGCCUCCCUCCCGCCCUGCCUUAGCCUGCCCUGCUGUGGUGCACGUGCAGUCUCAGUUGGCGGGACUCAGACUGAGAUUCAGACUGAGACGUCAGGCACAUUUGGAUGUCAUUGUCAGUUGUCAGGUAAAGAUGAGCGAAUGCUCUUUCUCACUUUCUCCUCACUCUUCUUUGCAGGUGUCUUUGCUCUCUGGGGCUGGGUGGGACUGCUGGGGAGGUAUUACCCAGAGGAUUUCAUUGCCCCAGGGUUAGAUUUGCCCCUCUGCAUGGCAGCACGGGGCUGUAUGGCAUAUAGCCCCUUCCCAGCAAGUCCCACUCAAGCAACAGACUUUUGUGAACUGCAGUCCCCCGAUCUAGAAGGGGGUUAUGUCAUUCAGCUUCAGAUCGGAGGUCUUGUGGAGGGGCUGGGACUGGGCUUCGUUCAGGUACGGGUCAGGCAGGAAGCUUGGUUCAGGCUUUGA